AUGCUUGGCCUUCAGGCGAUCGUCGCCGUCGCCGCAUUUUUUGUUGGUGGAGCUGAAGCCAUUGGACAGGCUACAUGUGUUUCUUUCCAGUCGACAUCGUCUUCAUUCUCCAUAGUCUCUAACGGUAAAGCCGCACCCAUCUACGUUUCGCCCGAUGAAUGGCCUGGCGUGCAACUUGCCGCAGCUACAUUUGCCGAGGAUAUCGAGCGGGUUACAAAUAUCUUACCUGUUGUGUCGAACGUUACGUCCUCCGGUGUCCAAUCUGGAAGCAUCCCAAUCAUUGUCGGUACCCUUGGCCAAUCUUCUCUGAUUGCGCAGGUCAUCAAUCAAACGAACUUGGAUGUUUCGUCUAUUGAUGGGCAAUGGGAGGCGUUCAUGACCAAAGUAGUAUCUAACCCCUUACCCGGUGUGGACAGUGCGUAUGUGGUGAUUGGUGCUGAUAGACGUGGUACAAUCUACGCGUUAUAUGACCACUCUGAACAGUUCGGUGUCUCACCGUGGUACUGGUGGGCAGAUGUUCCAACGAAACAAAACUCUGAUAUUUUCGUGUCUGCUGCCGGGUGCGCUCAUGGGUCUCCUACAGUCAAGUAUCGCGGUAUUUUCUUCAAUGAUGAGCAGCCUGCCCUCCAAAACUGGGCCAUGGAGAAAUUCUCGAAUGGUACUGGUGCAUACUACACCGGAUCACCCUUCAAUCACAUGUUUGAGCUGAUAUUGCGAUUCAAGGGGAACUAUCUUUGGCCAGCUAUGUGGAGCAGUGCUUUCGCCGUCGAUGAUCCUACGAACCAGUACUACGCGAACAUGUAUGGAGUUGUGAUGGGUACGAGUCAUGAAGAGCCUAUGAUGCGCUCCACUCCAGUGGAAUGGGAUAUAUUCGGUGUCGGUGCUUGGGACUACGCUACAAACAAGCAGAAUAUAUACGACUUUUGGAUGGCUGGAGCUGAACGCGGGAAGCCUUUCGAGAACGUCUACACUGUGGGCAUGAGAGGCUUGGGCGACUUACCAAUGACGUCGCCCUCUGUCGGGGAUGAUAUUACACUUUUGGAACAAGUUAUAUCUGAUCAGAGGCAAAUAUUGACAGACGUUUUCAACGGAACGAAUGUUACGACCAUUCCUCAAAUGUGGUGUCUCUACAAAGAAGUGCUUGGGUAUUAUGAGCAGGGCAUGACAGUGCCCGAAGAUGUUACUUUGCUAUGGACUGAUGACAAUUACGGAAACAUUGAACGACUCCCGAUCGCAAGCGAGCGCAAUAGAUCGGGUGGUGCUGGUGUAUACUAUCAUUAUGACUACGUCGGAGACCCUAUGGAUUACAAAUGGAUUACUAGCUCACAAAUAGCAAAGACCUACGAACAGAUGUCUUUGGCCGUCGACCGUGAAGCAGUUCGCAUCUGGAUCCUUAACGUCGGCGAUCUCAAGCCUUACGAAAUGCAAACGGAAUUUUUCAUCAACUACGGCUGGGAUGCAUCAAUCUGGACUCCGGAUAACCUCAAUACCUUCGUCAGCGCCUGGGCUCAGCGCGAGUUCGCUCUCUCCACGGAAGACACUGAGACGAUCACUCAGAUCAUCGCCAACGUUUCUAUGUACAACUCUAGAAGGAAACCAGAAAUGUUGAAUGGUACGACAUACAGUCUGGCCAAUUACAGAGAAGCUGAAUACAUGCUUCGUGACUGGGAGAUUGUGCGGAACGCAUCUACAGCUAUCUACGACAAACUUCCGUCAGCGAUGCAGGCGGCAUUCUUCGAGCUCGUUCAACACCCUGUGGAGGCCAGUUAUACCAUCAACACCAUGUGGAUAUAUGCUGGACUGAAUAACCUCCACGCAUCUCAAGCAAGGCUCAGCGCCAAUGACUAUGCCGAGAAAGUGAAAGAGCUGUUCCAACAAGACUGGGACCUCGAAGUUGAAUACCACACGAUUUUGGAUGGUGAGUAUCUACAGCUCUACAUGAUGGACCAAACGCACAUUAUGUAUUACUACUGGCAACAACCAAUGCAAGACACCAUGCCAUACGUGACUUAUGUCCAACCUCGAAAGCAAUCACUAACUGGCGUCAUGCGGAUCGUACCGGAACAAAGCUUGGGUGCAUGGCCUGGAGAUAACAUGAACGACUGCGCUCAAGGAUACAGUUGCCCCAAUCCCACCAUGACGCUCGACCCGUACGUGCCGUUCCAGAACCGCUACGUCGACGUCGGUUCGGGUGGCCCCGUCCCGUUCACAUUCACGGUGACCAGCAACGCAAGCUGGCUCGAUCUUUCUCCCUCCUCGGGAUCCAUAUCCCCCGAGAACCCAGAGCAGCGCGUGUACAUCAGCGUUAACGACUGGAGCCAAGUAACCGGCGCAGAGACCGCCAUGAUCAACUUCAAUGCAAGUGCCUACACUGAGUACGAGAUUGUGGAAGACACAGAGUUGCUGAACGUACCUAUCACGUUCAUCGCGAACCACACAGUGCCGCCUAGCAACUUCUCUGGCUUUGUGGAAGGCGAUGGGGUUAUUUCAAUCGAAGCUGCUCAUACCGCAAGCAACGCCUCCGUCGCUGGAAUCAACUGGAUCGAGCUACCCGGUUACGGACGAACCCUCUCUGGCAUCACCCCCUGGCCUCGAAUGGGCGACAACGGCACCAACUUCACAGCUGGCACCGGACCUUCCGUGACAUACGACUUUUACAACUUCAACACGAUCGGCCAAGCCGGCAACGUCACCAUCACCACCUUCGUCGGACCCUCCCUCAACGCCAACGGCGCCGACCGGCCCAUCGCGUUCGCCAUCCAGGUCGACGACGAGAGCCCGCUGACGGAGUAUUUCAUCCCCGACUCUACGCCCGGCACGCUGCCCGCUGCGUGGGACGGCAUGGACGGGUUCGCGGCGACGAACGUCGUGCCGGUGAUGACGAACUUUACGGCGCCGCCUGGGGCGCAUACGCUCAAGAUCUGGAUGGUCGAGCCUGCUGUGGUGGUGGAGAAGAUCGUGAUAGAUACUGGUGGACUCAUGCCAAGCUACCUCGGUCCUCCGGAGAGUAUGAUUGUCUAAGUGUUGAAAGUGUCGUGCAGCGCUAUUCAAGCUUUCAAUUUCGCCUGCCCUCGGACAAAAAAAAGCUAGUGUACAACUAGAUCAUUGUAGUGCCCCCUUGAUAUCGUGUAUAAAACGUCUUGCUCUUUU
Molecule: messenger RNA, 3150 nt
Organism: Serpula lacrymans var. lacrymans S7.9
Lineage: Eukaryota; Fungi; Basidiomycota; Agaricomycetes; Boletales; Serpulaceae
Product: glycoside hydrolase family 115 protein
Exons: 25
Coding region: 1-3021 (1006 amino acids)
Source: RefSeq, a predicted model, not a curated record